Molecule: messenger RNA, 801 nt
Organism: Puccinia triticina
Lineage: Eukaryota; Fungi; Basidiomycota; Pucciniomycetes; Pucciniales; Pucciniaceae
Exons: 4
Coding region: 1-801 (266 amino acids)
Biological process (GO): endocytic recycling; late endosome to Golgi transport
Cellular component (GO): early endosome membrane; retromer complex
Molecular function (GO): phosphatidylinositol-3-phosphate binding
Source: RefSeq, a predicted model, not a curated record
AUGGCCAACUUGCAACAGAGCGAACAGCAUCAGCACAUCCAGCCACUCUCAGCAUCAACCCAUUCUUCUUCCUCUUCUUCAGUCCUUGCACCUAGCUCAGGUCACUCCCCAUUCGCCCGCGCAGCCGAUUUCAACCAUGACUCAUACUUGCCAAGCUCAAUAGCCAACUCCCGAUUCGCGCCUUCUAAUUCUGCCUACAACUUUGCUUCCUUACUCAAUCCUGCAUCCUCACCGAAUCCCGCGACGCCAGCCAGCUCUAAUGGUCACCUUCCUUCUCCCUACCCUAAUCAAACUCACUCGCCUUCUGCAAACUUGAAUCACACGCAAAAUAAUCUCGCUCCAAAUGUCCCCGCCCAUCAUCCCAACCGAUCUCCUGCGAACAAUGCCGCCAGAACUGGUCAAACUUUAGAUGAGAUGUAUGCUGUCCCCGAAAACUACUUAGAGAUCGAAGUGCGGAAUCCCAUGACUUAUGAUAAUAUCCGAAAGCCGUACACAGAUUAUGAGAUCACAUGUCGAACAAACAUCCCAGCGUUCAAAGUAAAAUACUCAUCGGUCCGACGAAGAUAUUCUGACUUUGAAGCGUUCAGAGAUAUCUUAGAACGAGAGACCACUCGAGUGAAUAUUCCUUCCUUGCCGGGCAAAGUCUUUACUAAUCGUUUCAGCGACGAAGUGAUUGAAACAAGACGAGAAGGACUCGAAAGGUUCUUGCAAAUCGUAGCUGGCCAUCCGCUUCUACAGACCGGAUCGAAGGUCCUUUGUGCAUUCUUACAAGACCCCCAAUGGAAUCCACACAAUUGGUGA